Messenger RNA from Suhomyces tanzawaensis NRRL Y-17324, 738 nucleotides. It is a transcript of the gene JAB1, whose product is annotated as COP9 signalosome catalytic subunit. The record is from RefSeq and is a predicted model, not a curated record. Gene Ontology annotation, molecular function: protein binding; metallopeptidase activity; deNEDDylase activity. NCBI's taxonomy places the organism in Eukaryota, Fungi, Ascomycota, Pichiomycetes, Serinales, Debaryomycetaceae. The transcript has a single exon. Gene Ontology annotation, biological process: protein deneddylation. Gene Ontology annotation, cellular component: cytoplasm; COP9 signalosome. The annotation marks the transcript as partial.
AUGUCAAUUGAUAUUGACAAGUUGGCCUGUGCCAUCGAAAACAAGUCACUGUUCGCCAAAAGAGACAGGACCCCCAAGACCCAGGCAUCUAUCAAUGAUACCUUCUACAAGCUUCCAGCCAUCAACGAGACGCUUGCACGAACGUUGCCGUGGAAGUCGGACCCCAACUACUUCCGCAAAGUGUAUAUUUCUGCCAUUGCGUUGAUGAAGAUGACGUUGCACGCCAAAAGUGGCGGCAGUAUCGAAGUGAUGGGGAUGAUUACUGGCAAGAUCAUGGAAGGCGCCAUCGUGGUGAUGGACGUGUAUGCGUUGCCAGUGGAAGGGACUGAAACGCGAGUCAAUGCUCAGGCUGAAGGCUAUGAGUACAUGGUACAGUACCUCGAAGCCAGCAAGAGGUUGGGGACCCGCAAUGAGAACAUCGUAGGCUGGUACCACUCGCAUCCUGGGUACGGGUGCUGGCUCUCUGGGAUCGACGUGAGCACGCAGGCGUUGAACCAGAACUUCCAGGACCCGUACUUGGCGUUGGUUAUCGAUCCUAUCAAGACAGCAGCUCAAAACAAGGUGGAGAUUGGGGCGUUUCGGACGUAUCCCGAGGAUCAUGCCAGCAGCCACGGCACCAGCAAGAGUGGGGUGAGCCAGAGCCUGCGCAUCUUGCCCAAGGCCAAGCGUCGGGACUUUGGCAUCCAUUCCGACAAGUACUACUCCUUAGACAUCGAGAUUUUCUACAGCGCAGUGGAU